UUGAUGGCAGCGCUACGGCAAAACUCGGAACUAGUUUAUCGCCAUAUUUUGUGAUGGCCACUGAUAUUUAUAGAUCGUAAGGGUGUUGUUUUUUAUCAAUAUUAAAUGCUCUAAAAUGGAGGAAACUAAAGUUAUUUACUACAUAGACGACGAGGAGACGCCGUAUUUAGUAAAAAUCCCCAUAUCCCCGGAGAAAGUGACGUUAGUAGACUUUAAGAACCAGUUGAAUAGGCCGAACUACAAAUUUUUCUUCAAAUCUAUGGACGAUGAUUUCGGUGUUGUUAAAGAAGAAAUUGUUGAUGACAACGCUCAUCUGCCGUGUUUUAACGGUCGUGUUGUGUCGUGGCUGGUGUCUGCAGAGGGCUCCAACCCGUCCGACGGCGCAUCCCAGUGCACCGACAGCAAUGCAGGGAAAGCGAAGACGGCCGCCCACGGGGCUCCGUCGGCACCUCUCACCCGGGACACCUGCACGGAUACGGACAGUACGAUAAGCUCCCGCCCCGGCCACAGAGCGUCCUGCGACAAAUACAAAUAUAGAGGCUUGAGAAUAAACGGUCAUUCCAAGUAUGGCAACCAUGGUUUGGAAUACGAGACUGCUUCUGUCCUUAGCUCGGACUUGGACUCUACGAGUCUCUUCGACAGCCAAUCAGAGAUCACCACAACGACAGGGAGACACACAAACGCCUCAGUAGACAGAGCACUAACUGAAUGCAGCAGUGUAUCUCAUUUACAAGUCAGUAACCGGAAAAGACCUCAGCGGAGACGGAAACGACCGCAAGUGAUGUCUAGAACCUCUUCCUACUCCUCUAUUACGGACUCUACGAUGUCCAUGCACAUUAUAACGGUGACAUUAAACAUGGAUACAGUGAAUUUUCUUGGCAUCUCAAUAGUGGGACAGUCAAAUAAGGGGGGUGACGGAGGGAUCUAUGUUGGGAGUAUUAUGAAAGGAGGUGCGGUGGCCCUGGAUGGAAGAAUAGAGCCUGGAGACAUGAUACUGCAGGUGAACGAUGUGAACUUUGAAGACAUGACGAACGACGAGGCAGUGCGUGUCCUGAGGGAGGUGGUGCAGAAGCCGGGGCCCAUCAAGCUGGUGGUGGCCAAGUGCUGGGACCCCAACCCCAAGGGGUACUUCACCAUACCAAGAACGGAGCCCGUCAGGCCUAUUGACCCUGGUGCCUGGGUCGCGCACACACAAGCGCUGCGCGAAGCGUACCCGCCGCCGCCGCCGUCGCUGUCGGCCCUCCCCGUGUCGUCGGUGUCGGAGCGCGGCGCGUCGGACGCCAGCACGCUGCCGGCGGGCGGCCUGGAGCCCCAGCUGUCCGUCAGCUGCGACAUGGCGUUGGUGGUGCGGGCCAUGCUGCGGCCGGACUCCGGUACUAUAGGUAGGACCUUGGGCCUUAAGUUAAUAUGUGCUUUACGUAUUCCAGGAUUGGAAAUCCGCGACCGAAUGUGGCUUAAGAUCACCAUCCCGAAUGCGUUCAUCGGAGCUGAUGUGGUCGACUGGAUCCUACAGCAUGUGGCCGGUAUAGCAGACCGGCGUGACGCAAGGAAAUACGCCUCACAUAUGCUAAAGGCGGGGUUCAUUCGGCACACAGUGAACAAGAUAACAUUCUCGGAGCAAUGCUACUACGUCGGAGGCGAGCUGUGCUGUGACAUGGCGGCUUUGAGACUGCGUGCCCCAGACGCUGACAGCUUAGCCAGCGACACUCUAGCCCCUCUACCCAACCCGCAUAUGAUGGGGCCCGGGUACAUGCCGUAUGCUGGUUCGUACGGAUACCAACCAAUCCCUUUCAAAUACACGUCCUGUGUCACCAGCGAACACACCAUAUACGGGUACAACCGCGAGGAGAGCGUGCUGUCGGGCAGCGGGGGCUCCAGCGCCGGCUCCGACCACCUCACCGCCAAGGAACACGCCGGGACACGAGAAAACGAGGCCAAGUCAGCAUCCUCCGGGUCCGGGGCUUCGGUGGCGGCCGACGGCGGCGGGGGAGCGGGACAGGGAGGUCGCCGCUCCCACUCGCACUCCAGCGGCUCCGAGAGGGCGCAGGACCGACCCGUGCUCUUCCUAUAACGGACCGAGCUCUGAACGCUGCCAAAUAUAGUUAGGACGUUGCGCCCGCAUAGCGCAAUACGUAAGUGUCACUAUCAUGGCAAUAAUAUUUAACUAUUGUAAUAGUAAAACCCGUAGGCCGGUGUCAUAGAGAAAUAAGCAUAGAGUGC
Messenger RNA from Cydia splendana, 2220 nucleotides. RefSeq names its product segment polarity protein dishevelled (gene dsh). Bases 116 to 2071 code for a protein of 651 amino acids. The record is from RefSeq and is a predicted model, not a curated record. NCBI's taxonomy places the organism in Eukaryota, Metazoa, Arthropoda, Insecta, Lepidoptera, Tortricidae. Gene Ontology annotation, biological process: Wnt signaling pathway; intracellular signal transduction. The transcript has 9 exons. Gene Ontology annotation, molecular function: frizzled binding.